Molecule: messenger RNA, 303 nt
Organism: Eruca vesicaria subsp. sativa (arugula)
Lineage: Eukaryota; Viridiplantae; Streptophyta; Magnoliopsida; Brassicales; Brassicaceae
Source: the annotation of a GenBank genome assembly
AUGAACCCUAGAUCUGAGCAUAGAGCGACCAGAUCUGAAGCGCAAAUCAACCACACCCUCAGCCGCAGAGAACAGAGACAAACAAGGAGAACACAGAGAAGAAGAACAGAGGAGAAGCCGAGGCCCGGCGGCCGCGAAUGGAGGCGGCGGCCGCCGGAGAAAACGUCUAAAACCCUAGUUGUUGCAGAAGAGAGAGGUGGGAGAGAUAGGGUUGUCAAGCUGAUGUAUAGUAAGAAAAUUCCUGGCGGCCACCGCAGACAUGUUGUAAGAUGGCCAACCACUCAUGUCAACGUCGUUCAAUGA